Pediculus humanus corporis (human body louse) is the source of this 3609-nucleotide messenger RNA. RefSeq names its product Exportin-5, putative. Bases 1 to 3609 code for a protein of 1202 amino acids. The transcript is spliced from 20 exons. Gene Ontology annotation, molecular function: RNA binding; nuclear export signal receptor activity. Gene Ontology annotation, biological process: protein export from nucleus; RNA export from nucleus. The record is from RefSeq and is a predicted model, not a curated record. Lineage: Eukaryota; Metazoa; Arthropoda; Insecta; Psocodea; Pediculidae. Gene Ontology annotation, cellular component: cytoplasm; nucleus; RNA nuclear export complex.
AUGGCUACUCCAGAAAUGAUUGACCAAAUAACAGGAGAGCUUAUUAGAGCAUUAGAAAUUACUAUGAAUCCUGUCGCAGAACAAUCUGCUAGACAGGAAGCAUAUACUGCAUAUGAAAAUUUUAAGGAUAAUUCUCCUUAUGCACCCCAAGUUGGUUUGUAUUUAGUUCAACUAAACACUCCUCAUGGGUACAUUGUGCAUUUUGGUUUACAACUAAUGGAGCAUUGCGUUAAAUUCAGAUGGAAUCAAAUAUCGCAACCUGAAAAAAUCUUUAUUAAGGAAAACACAAUGAGGCUCUUGAUGGAUGGAAAACAAAAAGAAACAUAUGUAAAAGAUGGUCUUUCUAGAAUAAUUGUUGAAAUGAUUAAAAGGGAAUGGCCACAGCAAUGGCCUUCAUUAUUGACUGAACUAAAUGUUGCUAGUUUACAAGGACCAACUCAAUCUGAAAUUGUUUUGUUAAUUUUUUUAAGACUGUGUGAAGAUGUUGCAGUUUUACAAACUUUAGAAUCUACUCAAAGAAGAAGAGAUAUUUAUCAAGCUUUAACUACCAACAUGCAAGAUAUAUUUUCUUUUUUAAUACAAAUAAUUACUUGCCAUAUUGAUUUAUUUAAAUCAAUCGGAAACUUAGAGGCUGGGAAUCAGCAUUUUAGAGUUGUUCAAACUGGUUUGACAACUUUAUCCAGUUUCUUAGAAUGGGCAAGUUAUACACAUUUCACAAAUAAUGAUAAUGCUUUACUUAAAAUACUUUGUGCUCUUUUAGAAGAUGAGCAUUUUCAAAUUAAUGCUGUCGAUUGUUUACUUCAAGUCGUUUCAAGGAAAGGAAAUCCUGAAGAAAAAAAAUUUUUUAUCGAAUGGUUCGAUCUUAAAGUUCUUCAAUUUAUGUUGGAUGCUGCCAAUAAAGUUAGCACAAAAAGUUUAAACGAAAACAAUUAUUUAUUUUUAAAAAAACUUAUUCAGGUAUUAACUGGAUUAGGAACUUAUUUUACUGCAUUAUGCGGAAAAGAAGAUUUUGUUUCAUUUACUCGUUCAGAAUAUUUAAAUACUUACCUUAAUAUAAUGCUGACAUUUUUUCGACAUCCAAGUUUAACCAUCAUCAGUUACACAAUUUCAACUUGGUCUAGUUUUUUUAAAAAUCCAGUCAUAAGUCAAGAUCCUGUUUUUAAAAAGUAUAUUCCAGAAUUAUUCGAGACUGCUGCUCCGAAAAUAAUAAGGGUAUUUUACCCAACUUCUAGAAAUCCAAUUAAUGAUCAGGACACUACGGCUCUUCUUGAUUUCGACAGUGAGGAAGAAUUUAAUGCUUUUUUUUUCAAAACCAGAACUGAUCUUUUAGAAAUAUUUAGAAAAGCAACGGAUAUUGCACCUUUUGUUACUUUUUCAUAUGUGGAAAAAUGGUUUCGAUCUGUUUUGCAAAAAUCUGUCAUUCAACUUUCUUCUGAUAAAACAAAUUUUUGUACAUACACAUCUCCUUUAUAUUUGCAAUGGGAUGGAUUAGUUAAUACGUUGGAUCGGGUUUUAAAUCGUUUAGUACAUAUUGAAAGUCAUUCACGACCGAGCGUUUUCUCUGGUUUGGAACUCUUGGAACUUUGUUUAAAUUUCAAUCCACUGGAUCCCCUUAUAUUGUCUGAAUUAUUAUCUUGCAUAUCUGCAUUAUUUGUUUUUCUUUCUAUGGCAACGGCAGAACAAAGCGUUAGCAUUUUACCUAGGGUUUUAGAUAAAAUUUUUGCUGCAUCCGUUUUCUUACUACCGGGACAAACGAUUGAAAAUCGUUCUCGGGCGGUGAAAAACGUGAGAAGGCACGCGGGUGCUUUAUUAGUCAAAAUCGGUCAGAGGUAUCCGCUUUUAUUAUUACCAUUGUUUGAUCAAAUAAAUACCACGGUUCAAGCAAUCAUUAGGGAUCCACAACUCUCCAAGAUGGAACAAGUAACCAUUCAAGAAGCACUUCUUCUCAUAUGUAAUCAUUUUUACGAUUACAAUAAACAAUCUCAAUUUGUUGGGGAACUCAUGAAACCCGGGAUAGAUAUGUGGUUUGAAAUGGAGAAUGCUUUCAGAUCGGCUUCUGAUUUUAUGGCUUUGGUCGGUCUGGAUAAACCUCCGGUAGAGCCUAGUCAAGAAGAUAUAAAUGGGAAAAAUCGAUCUCACCUACUGUUUUGUCUUCAUUUAUUUUUUUCGGUUUUGCUCAGGAGUACGUGGCCUGAAGAUCCAGAUCGUGCUGCUAGGGGUGGAUUUGUCGUCGAUAGAACAAGCACCGGAAAUCCGAUAUACAGAAAUCCUGCGACGCCACAUAUUAUACCAAUUUUACCAAAUGUUUUGUCUUUGGUCAAAGUUUUGAAUGCAUUAUGGGCACCUGAUACUUUGUCGCGUAUAUCCGAGGGUUAUAAAGAUGCUUUUCAAAUGUCGGAAAAUGAAAAGGCUAAUCUUUUGAGUUUGGUUCCUCAAAGCAACGUUCAAUCGGAUCAACUGGACGCGGGAAUUAAAGUUCAAAGUCCAUUGGAUAGAAUGCAACAAUUUUUAGAAACCGUACAUUCGAAUUCGUACCUUUUUUUAGGAACCAUCGGUCCGAGUUUAGGAAAAGAUUUUUAUCAAAUCCCUCAAUUGGGACUAGCUUUAAUAAAUAGUUUGUUCAGUAAUUUAGAGUUUGUUCCCGAUUUUAAAUUGAGAGCCGUGAUAAGAACAUUUUUUAAAAGUUUUAUACCGUCGUGUCCGAAAGUGUGUUACAAAGACGUCCUACUUCCCGUUCUCAGUAUUUUUAUGCCUUACAUGCUAACCAGGUUAACAAAAAAAUGGGAACACAUUUCGCAAUUACGACAGGAAUCUACGAAUUCGGAAGAAAGUUCCGAUGCACAGGAAGUGGUAGAUGAAAAGCUCACUCACAUUAUCACAAAAGAAUAUUCCGACGUGAUAAACAUAUGCUUGGUCGGUGGAAAUAGCGACAGCGUUUUAGACAGUGAUGCCAUGGAACAGGAUGACUUGACGGAAUCCUCGGGUCAAAGAAACGUAAAUCAAGCUUUUGCGGAAACCGUUAGCGAGUUGGGUUUGAUGCUCAUUCGAAAUGAAAGUACUCAACACGUAAUUAUCAUCACUCUCUUAAGAUUUAUUUCUUGGAGUGACGGUUGUGCUAUUUACAAAGCUCCCGUUUUACUUCAUUGCGUUUUACGUCAACUUUCAAACGAUGGAAUUUUAAACGAAGAAAUUGCAAAUCACGUCAUGACGACCGUUUUGCAAGCUUUGCAAAUUCAAGGUCAUCAGGAAGCCAUGCAAGGAUUGUUAUUGACUUUAGGUGCUCAACUUUACGAAUUACUCAGACCGAAAUUUCCCUCAAUAGUCAAGAUAUUAAUGCAAAUUCCAAAUGUGAAUCAACAGGAUUUACAAAAAUUUGAUGAGAAAAUAAUUUUAUCAAGUCAAAAUUUCAAAACGAGUUACAAAUUAGAUAAAUCAACGAAAGAUCUUUUUAAAAAGAUUACACAUCCGCUCAUUGGGCGAAAUAUCAGUCAGUUGUUUAAAAAAGAAAUUAAAAUAAUGGAUUUGCCAAAAUUAAAUUUACCAAAAAAAGGAACUAAAGAAAAAGUGGAUUUUAAUUACGGUCAGGAAUUAAAUAAAUUGCUGUCAUAA